AUGAAUCGUUUGACAAAAUGGUUGCAGAAAGAUCAAGAAGAGGCCGUCACGAGAAACAGUCGAAGAGCCAUGAUGAUGUCUGCCGCUGCCUUGCAAAUCCAAGAGCUGGAAGAUGAGGAUUCACAAUGGGGUGGUUCCUUAGAAGGUCGUACUUAUAAGGCCAGGGAUCGAGAGAUUAUGGAUCUUCGACUCAAAGCUCAAUACUUCACGGAUCCGUGCAGGAUGAUGCGCGAUGUGGCCAACUACGACCCAUAUUUUGUUCAGACAAGAGAUGCUACUGGGAGAGUCAGCUUGUCCACUGAACAAAAGCUUACAUGCGCCAUGAGGAUGCCCGUGUAUGGCAUCACAGCUGACUUCUGCGAUGAUUACCUAGAUAUUACGAAGUCCACUGCUAUUGAGAUUUUUGAGCACUUCACGAAAGCAAUCUGGAAUGUGUACCAUGAGACUUACCUCCGCCAACCAACACCGGCAGAUUUGCGACGGCUACUCGACAAAGCUGCAGAAAGGGGAUUCCCGGGGAUGAUCGGGAGCCUUGAUUGUAUGCAUUGGCAGUGGAAAAAUUGCCUCAGCGGAUGGGCAGGGCAGUAUACUGGCUACAAGGGGAAGCCGACAAUCAUCUUGGAAGCCGUGGCCUCCUACGAUACUUGGAUUUGGAACGCCUUCUUUGGACUUCCAGGUUCCCUGAAUGAUAUUAACGUCCUUGGAUGUUCACCGUUGUUCAAUGAUGCCUGCCUUGGUGAAACCCCUGAAGUGAGCUACCAGGUAAGUAAUAGGCACUAUGGCCAAACUUAUUACCUAGUUGAUGGCAUAUAUCCUAAAUGGGGGUCAUUCGUACAAGCAAUUAGAAACCCAAGGAGUCCGCAGACACAACAAUUCACAAGGAUGCAGGAAGCAUACAGAAAAGAUGUGGAGAGAGCAUUUGGUAUUCUCCAAGCUCGUUGGGCAAUCAUAAGAGGACCAGCUCGUGGGUGGAGUAAAGAGAACCUUCAAUACAUCAUGAUGACGUGUAUUAUCUUGCACAAUAUGAUUGUUGAAGAUGAACAUGAUGAAGAUGCAGCAGAGCCAUUUGAUCCAGAUGAUAUCCCAACCAGACCAAGAAAAGCAGAGAUAUAUGCCAGACCAGUAAUUGACACCGAUGUUGAUCGCAAUCCGCAACAACUAAAUCAAUUCUUGCGUCGUUAUAGGAAGGUUAGAUGUCCAGUGAUGAAUAAAAACCUCCAAGACGAUCUAGUCGAUCACCUAUGGACCAUGAAGCUACAAGCUGAUCAAAACAGCCAGUGA
Rosa chinensis is the source of this 1281-nucleotide messenger RNA. RefSeq names its product protein ALP1-like. The transcript is spliced from 2 exons. Bases 1 to 1281 code for a protein of 426 amino acids. The record is from RefSeq and is a predicted model, not a curated record. Lineage: Eukaryota; Viridiplantae; Streptophyta; Magnoliopsida; Rosales; Rosaceae.